Molecule: messenger RNA, 1242 nt
Organism: Rhipicephalus sanguineus (brown dog tick)
Lineage: Eukaryota; Metazoa; Arthropoda; Arachnida; Ixodida; Ixodidae
Exons: 1
Coding region: 1-1242 (413 amino acids)
Source: RefSeq, a predicted model, not a curated record
AUGAUCCCACUGCAAAAAGUGCAAAGGCACUUGCAGAAGCUACUGGCUGACGGAUUUAGGUUUGUGCCUCCUCAGCAAAAGUCGCUGUAUUUUUCUCUUCUGUGUAACAAUGGAUCCGCUCCCGCUCUGUACGGAUUAGCCAAGAUACACAAGGAGGGCGUCCCUAUGCGCCCAAUUGUCGACUUCACCCGCUCGCCUCUCCACAAGUUAUCGAAUUACCUUCACAGGAUUAUCUCCCCUUUGGUCGGCAAAACUGAAACGCACGUAAGGAACUCGUUCGACUUUAUUGAAAAGGUUCGCAACACGGUCAUACAUGACGACGAGAUCUUGGUGUCCUUCGAUGUGAAGUCACUUUACACAAGCGUGCCCAUUGACUUCGCCGUCAAGGUCUGCACUGACGCUCUCGAAUCGGACCCAAGUCUUCCAGAAAAAACACCGCUCGAGGCUCCAGAUCUCAGAAGACUUCUAGAGUUUUGUCUGAGCAACACAUACCUCACGUUCCAGAAAACGUUCUUCAAACAAGUCCAUGGAACCGCAAUGGGAGCCUCGAUCUCAGUCACCGCAGCGAACUUGGCAAUGGAGUCACUGGAGUCCCGUGCCCUGUCUAGUUUCAACCCACGUCCAAGGGUAUUCCUACGCUACGUGGACGACUGUUUCUCAUUGGUUAAGAAGUCUGCUUUAAGCGCCUUUCUUCUGCACCUUAAUAGCAUGGAUCCAGCCAUACAGUUCACGACAGAGGAAGAAGUUAAUGGUCGUCUGCCAUUUUUGGACGUGCUCGUGAAACGCGACGGCAGUAGAUUGUCGUUCAGUGUCUUCAGGAAGGAAACUCACACUGGCAAGUACCUAAGUUUCAGCUCUGUGCACCCGAUGUGUCAGAAGAAGUCGGUGGUCGCUUCACUUGUACGUAGGGCGGAGAAACUUUCCUCAACUCCGGAGAACCAAGCGGCCGAGCUAGCCACGAUACGCCGUGACCUCUCAUCUUCGGGCUACCCCAGUUCGCUCAUUCAAGCUGUUAAAAAGAGCCUAGCUCAUCCUACGCCAAAUGACUCUAAACAACACAAUGACAAGGGGAAGAGAAAAAGGAUUCCUGUGCCGCACGUCCCCGGCAUAAGCGAAAGUUUGUCCCGAAUCCUUCGGGGGUAUGAAGUCGACGUCGCUCACGUGCCUACGCGCAAGCUCAGACAAGCUGUGGGGACGGUGAAAGACAAACUCGAUAAGGAGAAGUUCCCGGGCGUCGUGUAA